ACUUCAGCCCCGAAAGGUUCAUGUCUUGUGACUGAAAAAAACAUGCGACGUUCUUUCUUUUUUGCGUCAGAUUUUACAUCAGAUUCCUGGCUCCAAAGGAUUUAACAUGUCGUUACGAACCUUUGUAUUAGUACUCUUCAUCGGCGUCGUGUAUUUUGGUGUUACAAAGGCGCAGUUUGAGGACUGUCGAUGCAAAUGUGUCUGCCCGGGAGAUCCCCACAGUAAACACAAAGUCAACGUGACUGUGGUCAGCGUGCCUGCCUUGGAAUGCACAUGCCAGCAUGUUACAGGCAGGAGUGAGUUGGAAUGCCUUCGUUGUGAGUGCAAGUUUGAGGUCCGGUCUACCACGAUCAUCAAGAUUGUGGUCAUAUUCGUCCUGGUCCUGAUUGGUGUCUUGUUGGCGUAUCUCAUCGCGUUGCUUAUCAUGGAUCCAGGAAUGCUGAAGAGGAGCGAAACAGACCGCAGGAGACAGCCUCAGGAAGUUCUUUAUCAGGAUGCUGCGGAGGUUGCACCAGGAUCGUCAUACUUCGGCCGACGUCUUGGCCGUGUCGGAUCAGCCCAGAAGAGAUGGCAGCACAAAGUCAAGCAACAGCGACAGGACGUCUUUCAGGACCACACCCUGUUGAGCUAGCCAGAGAUCACUUGGCUGAGCCAGUUCAAAUGGUCCAUUUUAGGUCUUUGACUACGGCUAGCCGCAUAUUGUGACUCAGAGAUAUUUUCUUGUGGAAUCUGACAAGCCACUGUUGGUGGCUGGAAGGCUGUGUAGUUUCAUGCUAUAGGAACAGGAACCUAUUUGCCCUUUAUUAAAUUUUAUUUUAGGGUGCAAUUGUCAGAAAAUAAUGACAAAUGUAACCAUUUUGAUUAAAUGGAUACAUGUUGUCCUUUGCCCGAUAGGACAAGACAGGAGUACUUUAAUGUGUUAACCAAAAUAAAAGUUUCAUAUGUAAACCAAAAAUACAAGUUUCGGGGAAGCUGAAAUGCAGAUGGAACAGAUUUAUUUAUUUGUUAACUUGUGUUGAACUUAUUUACUGAAGAGGUGGGGGAAGUCUGAAAAAUCACUUUCAGGAAAC
Molecule: messenger RNA, 1070 nt
Organism: Patiria miniata (bat star)
Lineage: Eukaryota; Metazoa; Echinodermata; Asteroidea; Valvatida; Asterinidae
Product: proton-transporting V-type ATPase complex assembly regulator TMEM9-like
Exons: 5
Coding region: 107-631 (174 amino acids)
Cellular component (GO): lysosomal membrane
Source: RefSeq, a predicted model, not a curated record